GCAGACGGGUUCAGAGUCAAGGGUCAAAACCGGGAGGACUAGCAAAAAACAGAGAAAAGGAAAAAACAGGAGCACGGUGUAACACGCUGGUUAACUUGACAAAAAAAGACGAACUGGCACAGGCAGACAGAAAUAAAUACCCAGGGGACAAUGGGGAAGAUGGGUGACACCUGGAGGGGGUGGAAACAAGCACAAGGACAGGUGAAACCGAUCAGGAUGUGACAAAUAUCAAUAAAAAAUAACAAGUAAUAUCAAUUAAAAUAUUUGUUCCACAAACCAAAACCUGAUGGAAAAAAAAUGAACGAAUAAGAAUUAUUAGAUAAUGCAAAACCAAUGACCCAAUGAUGCCUGUGAGUAAGUUGGAGUACGUGCCAGCAACCAGAAGGAGUAACAAUUGUUGAAAAUGUCUUGAAUUGUUUCAAAGGCUUUUGUGCCUUAACAGUAGCAUUAAACAGCAUCUUAGGAGGUGAAGCAUUAGUUUGAAGUCAAGUUUAGAGCUAGGAUGUAGGAAUAUGAUUGGAUGUUUAGUCAUUACUGAAGCAUGACACUUUAUAUUCAAGAAAAUAAAAACUGAGUGUGAAUUUAGUUGUUAGUAAGUAUUUUUUGGGGUUGUUUCUACACCAUUGGUUAAAGUUAUAGCUAAUACACUUCAUGAUUUUUUUUACCCACUUCAUAAAAUAAUAAUCAACGCAUUAUGUAAUAAAUAUUACAUUAUGCACAAAAGUGUUAUUAUGUUAUGCGUUCAGGAUAUUCAUCACAUUAUUGGCAAUUUAUUACAUUACAAAUGAAGAAGUUGCUACACUAUUAGUAGCUAUUAAAUUAUUGUAAGUUAUUACAUUAUUAGUUGCUACAUGCCCUCAGAGAUGUGGGGUCACAGCCAGGGUCUGCCGUUAUCAACAGCGACCCUGGAGCAGUUAGGGUUAAUGGCCUUGCUCAAGGGCACAUUGACAAUGUUGGGGAAGCUAUUCUGAACAUAUACACUAAAGUUACCCUUAAGAAAAAGAUAGUUUACUUAACUAAAGUACUUUGAAAAAGUAGUUCACCACAUUCAGACUACUUCAUGAAAAAUGAUUAUAUAAACUACAAAUUGCAAGAACAGAUGCACACACAGUUGUCACAUGCAUUAAAUCAAAGUUAGGCAGUGAUGCAGAAUUCAUACCCAGCAAAGGGUUAAGAAAGGGAGGAGGAUGUUGGAUGGAUUGAAGUCAAUAAAAAAUGAGAGGGGGAGAGAGACGGAGAGGGAGAGCACAACAUCUAUACGAUUAAUGCAUGCCAAAAAUAAGGACAGUUUCAACAGCUAGCGUACUGCCUCUCUCCAUCCCUACCCCUCUUACAAUAUCUGUAUUUUCUUCCUCCUCUGCUCUGAGCGUUCGGCUGAGUGGUUGCACUGCCGUUCAGUCUGCUGCUCUCAUCUCUGAAUGCACCGGGAAUGAUGGUGUAAAUGAGUGUAGGCCUAGGCUACUUGAGGACUCCGUAAGGACUGCCUGAGAGCGGGAGAGAGGUAAAGAGACAGCGAGAGAGGCAGUAAGAUACUCAGUGAGGACUGCCUGAGAGAGAUAGAGGGAAGAAGUGUGGGCGAGGCAAAUAAGAGAGGCAGGAUGAUGAGUGUAAACAACGGUGGGAUGAGGACCGGCCAAGACACAGCACCCAACGGCACAGCAAGAGCAUCCUGGGAAAGAACCAACACUAUGUCGAACCCAUCCACCCCCACCAAGCAUCUCAAAUCGCCUAAGCCUCAGAAUGCCAUCACCAUUGCGGUGUCAUCGCGAGUCCUCUUCAACAUGGAUAAGGAGCAGCAGAUCUACGAACAGAAAGGCAUGGAGGAGUACCUCAAGUACCAGAUAGAACACGAGACAGAGCCCUUCGGCCCUGGUCCUGCUUUUCCUUUCGUUAAGGCUCUGGAGGCAGUGAAUACUCGGCUGAGGGAGCUGUACCCAGAGAGUGAGGAGCUCUUUGACGUUGUGCUCAUGACCAACAACCACGCACACGUCGGCCUCCGACUCAUCAACACCAUCAACCACCACCGGUUGUUCAUUGAGCGUUUCUGUAUGACGGGUGGGAACAGUCCCAUUGGGUACUUGAAGGCUUACCACACUAACCUGUACCUGUCUGCUGACCCCAUGAAGGUCAGAGAGGCCUUGGAGGAAGGGAUUGCAGCAGCCACCAUGUUUAACCCACCAGAGAAGCGAACAGAAGUGUCAGAGACUCAGCUGCGGGUGGCCUUCGAUGGGGACGCAGUGCUCUUCUCUGAUGAGUCAGAGCGCAUCUAUAAGGCCCAUGGACUGGACAAGUUCUUUGAGCAUGAGAAGGCACAUGAGAACACGCUUCUUGACCAUGGGCCACUGAAGGGGUUCCUGGAGUCUCUGGGGAAGCUGCAGAAGAAGUUUUAUGCCAAGGGCCAGCGUAUGGACUGCCCCAUCCGCACCUACCUGGUGACGGCGCGCAGCGCAGCCAGCUCAGGCACCCGGGCCCUGAAGACACUUCGAUCCUGGGGACUCGACACCGACGAGGCCCUCUUCCUUGCUGGGGCCCCUAAGGGGCCUAUGCUGGAGAAGAUCCGGCCUCACAUAUUCUUCGACGAUCAGAUGUUCCAUGUGGAGGGGGCUGCGGAGCUGGGGACUGUGGCGGCUCAUGUGCCCUAUGGUGUGGCUCAGAAACGGCCCCAGAAGAAGCUUGCUGAGGAGAACGCUAAAGACUCUAGCGCUGCCGCCAAGUAGUCUGUACCUCACCCUCUUCCCUAUCCCUGUGACAGCAAGGGACAAUAAAACAACAUUGUGAAUUUGAAGGAGACAGUGGUUCUGUAAGUCCUUUUCAGUCCCCUCUUAGUUGUCUGGGUAGUGAAGCCCAUAGUACAUGACAAUUGCAGGGGCACAGAGUGAGAGCAUGCUGUUUUCACGCUAGGCCAUGUGAUCGAGGAUUCCUCACAAGAGGAGGCGCCAGUAUACCUAAAAGAAAAGCUUCAAUAUUGUCAUGCUUGCAGUAAUGUUAGUACACUAUGCUAUCUGUAUCAUAGCAUUAAAGGUCCAAUAACAUUUUCAUCUAAAAAUACCUAAACAUAUGCUACACAAUAUUUAUAGAGUUUACAAGUCUGUGACUUGUAGCAACAACAUUAGAUUUUGUUGACACAGUCAAAUUAUGUGAAACUCCAGAACCAAAACAUUUAAAAAUGUUAUAAGAGUACAGUGGGCUAUACCUGUAUAAUUUCAGCAUAUCACUUAGGUUGAAAACAUGUUUACUGAACGUGUAUUUUAUGUUAUUGAUGUAAUAUUUUGCUCUGUUCUUUUGUUUCUAAUCUAGACACCUUUUAUUGUACGUUUGCAUGGUCCUCAUGCAAGUUACUGUAUGUGCUGUAAUGAGAUGGCAACCUAAAGUGCUAAUGGACCGUCUCCUCUCUCAUUAUAAACAUGGAUGCUGAUCCAUUCUGUAAAGACGUGGCUUCUUUGAGGAGAUAUUGGCAUAAUGUAUGCUAACUUAAUUAUGUGGCUUUUAUGUUUCGUUCUAUUGCCAAUUUGCCUUUCAAACAUCCCAUAGCCUGCACUAAUUACCAAUUGCACACGCACCCCAACUGCACCCCAAUUGUCUUGAUAAUUAUGUUGGUGUUAUCAUUGUAUGUUUUGUUUCACUCUGGCAGUCCGACUCAGGCGCAAAUGAUUUUAACUAAUGAAGGAGAACCUUUUAACCCGUAAAGUUGGCUGCCAAACGCCAUUUAAACCACACAGAAGAAGAAUAAGAAGAGAAGUGCUGCACUUACAGGAUUGUUUGAUAAAAUGGAUGACGAAAUGGCUGAUGACUGUGGGAUGUUUUGGGAGCAUGGAGAGCCGGAGAUAGCCAGACUAGUACAUUGAGCUAAGGAACAGAAGGUGGUUAUUGGAGAAAGGCCAUCAGUGCUUGUUCAGCACAGAUAGACAUGGUUAUGGACAGCGAAGGAGAAGAGCCGAGUGCAGUGGGAAGAUGUGUGUUGAGGAAGAAUGGCACAAAGGACAAACUGUAGUCUGAUUUCUCUUAUGGCUAAGAAAUUGAACCUGACGAGAGUGAGUAUGAAUUACCUGUGGUGGCAUGUGUGUUGAAGACCUCCGAGCCUCACCCUGAAGGUCAUGCAAAGGAUGAUUCAGGCCCAGUGGGAGUGGAAUAUUUGUAGAAAGUGGAUCCCGGCCUUUUAGCUGAUCCAUAUGUAGUCUCAGGCUGGGUAGAAAAUAAGUUGGUACUGUUAAAUCGGUGAAGGUAGGUUUCCCUCACCUUAGAGGGAGCGGUCACUUCACGUCACGUGCCUAGGGACAAGACCUGUGACUUGCUUUGCUCUCCAGAGCAAGGUGCCUUUGAAAGGAGUGAUUACUGGGGUGGCUUUGAGGUGGAGCACCCGCCAUUUGGUGCGACGCAGAUCCGGUGGCGAGCGUGGUAAAACUGAGAAGACAUUGUCUGUCCUUUUGAAGCAGAUUCUUUACCUGGUAAAGUCAUGUUGGGAUGUGUUAGUUAUCCCGUGAGAGCUUUUGUGCUGAACCCACUAAGGUGUUUCAGAUGCAAAGACUAUUUGUUUUUAUUAAGGAUCCCCAUUAGCUGCUGCCAAUCCAGCGUUACUCCAAGCAAUUUAGUCACCUGAACUUGCUAAAUUUAAAUGUAAUUUAUUACAAUAUUUAGUUGAGGUUUAGGGUUUAGUGAAUGAUUUGUCCCAAAUACAAUGCUUUCAGUUUUUGAAAUAUG
Messenger RNA from Oncorhynchus mykiss (rainbow trout), 4698 nucleotides. RefSeq names its product cytosolic 5'-nucleotidase 1A. NCBI's taxonomy places the organism in Eukaryota, Metazoa, Chordata, Actinopteri, Salmoniformes, Salmonidae. Gene Ontology annotation, biological process: nucleotide metabolic process; adenosine metabolic process. Gene Ontology annotation, cellular component: cytoplasm; cytosol. The record is from RefSeq and is a predicted model, not a curated record. Gene Ontology annotation, molecular function: nucleotide binding; 5'-nucleotidase activity; magnesium ion binding.